AUGCUAAGGUCUCCCUUGAGAAAUGCUAUUAAAUAUAGCCCAGUGCGUCUACUGAAAAGUUCCAAUAGGCAUCAUCAACAAUAUGUGCACAUUGCGAAGUGCCAGUACCAUUUGCUUUCCGGUACGAAGAUUGCCAAGUCGAUCAGGGAGGAUGCGUUCCAGGAGAUCACACGGAUCAAAGAGAAGGCGCCUGAAUUUGUGCCAUGUUUGAAGAUUAUCCAAGUGGGAUCUCGUCCAGAUUCUUCGGCGUACGUUCGCAUGAAGUUGAAGGCAUCUGAGGAGUCUGGUGUGAAGUGUAUUGUGGAGAAGCUUCCCGAGGAUAUCGGGGAACUGGAGUUGUUACAAAAGAUCCAGAAGAUUAACGACGAUGACUCUAUUCAUGGGUUGUUGAUCCAACUUCCAUUGCCUAGACAUUUGAACGAGACGGAAAUCACGAAUGCUGUUUCUUACACCAAGGAUGUGGAUGGGUUCCAUCGCUACAACGUUGGGGAAUUGUCCAAGAGAGGUGGUAAGCCUUAUUUCUUGCCAUGCACGCCAAACGGGUGUAUCAGGUUGCUAAAGGAAUCUGGUAUUGACUUGAAGGGAAAACGUGCGGUGGUUAUUGGGAGAUCAGACAUCGUUGGUACUCCGGUUGCUUCUCUAUUGAAGGACCUUAACGCGACGGUCACGAUCUGCCACAGAUACACUGAGAAUAUUGCAGAUGUGGUUAAAAACGCAGACGUUGUUAUUGCGGCUUGUGGUGUGCCCAACAUGGUUAAGCCAGAUUGGUUGAAACAGGAUGCCAUUGUCAUUGACGUUGGUAUCAACUACAUUCCAGAUGCUACCAAGAAAUCCGGUAAAAGAUUGGUUGGUGAUGUCGACUUUGAGGCUUGUAAGGAAAAGGCCUCGUACAUUACCCCGGUUCCAGGUGGAGUGGGUCCUAUGACCGUUGCCAUGCUUGUCCAGAAUGUAGUUUUGGCUGCUAAGAGACAACUGCAAAAUGCCACCAAGUUACCACAAAUCAAGCCAUUACCUUUGAAGUUGGAGACUAAAGUCCCAUCAGAUAUCGAAAUUUCAAGAAAACAAGCUCCCAAGUACAUCAAAACUGUUGCUGAAGAGCUCGGCGUUCAUCACAGCGAAUUAGAGCUUUAUGGCCACUAUAAGGCAAAGUUAUCGCCAAAGAUUAUCAAGAGAUUGGCAGAAAAUGAGGAUGGGAAAUACAUUCUUGUUGCUGGUAUUACACCUACCCCAUUGGGUGAAGGUAAAUCCACCACUACUAUCGGUUUGGUUCAAGCGCUCUCGGCCCAUCUACAAAAACCUUCCAUUGCAAAUGUCAGACAGCCUUCGAUGGGUCCUACAUUCGGUGUUAAAGGUGGUGCAGCAGGUGGUGGUUAUGCCCAAGUCAUUCCAAUGGACGAGUUCAACAUGCAUCUAACCGGUGACAUUCAUGCCAUCGGUGCUGCUAACAACUUGUUGGCAGCUGCUAUUGACACUAGAAUGUUCCACGAAGCCACUCAAAAGAAACACGAAACCUUCUACAAGAGAUUGGUUCCUGUUAAGAAGGGUACAAGAAGCUUCACUCCAUCUAUGCUAAAGAGAUUGGAGAAGUUGGGUAUCAAUAAGACGAACCCAGAUGACUUGACCACCGAGGAAAUUGUCAAAUUCGCCCGUUUGAACAUCGAUCCUGACACUAUCACUAUCAAGAGAGUUGUUGACGUCAACGACAGAAUGCUACGUCAAAUUACCAUUGGCCAAGCCCCAACAGAGAAGGGAUUCACAAGACAAACAGGUUUCGAUAUCACAGUCGCUUCCGAAUUGAUGGCCAUUCUAGCCUUAUCCAAAGACUUGAAAGACCUCAGAGAACGUGUCGGACGUAUUGUUAUUGGUUCAAACUACGACAAGGAACCAAUUACAGUAGAGGAUAUUGGAUGUGGUGGUGCCAUCGCAGCUCUUUUAAAGGAUGCGGUUAAACCAAAUUUGAUGCAAACUCUAGAGGGAACACCAGUUCUGGUCCACGCUGGUCCCUUUGCCAACAUAUCCAUUGGUGCAUCCUCUGUUAUUGCUGACAGAGUGGCUCUAAAGCUUGUUGGUAAACCCAAGAAUGCUGACGAAGGUGUCGAAUCCGGUUAUGUUGUUACGGAAGCUGGAUUUGACUUUACCAUGGGUGGUGAGAGAUUCUUCAACAUCAAGUGCAGAGCUUCAGGGUUAACUCCAAAUGCCGUCGUUUUAGUUGCUACCGUGAGAGCUCUAAAAUUGCAUGGUGGUGCCCCAGACGUCAAGCCAGGCCAGUCAUUACCUGAAGAGUACACACAAGAAAACGUGGAGUUGGUCAAGAACGGAACUGCUAACAUGUGCAAGCAAAUCGAAAACAUUAAACAAUUCGGUAUUCCAGUAGUUGUUGCUGUCAACAGAUUUGAAUCUGACACUGAAGCCGAAAUUGAUGCUAUCAAGGAAGCAGCACAAAAAGCAGGUGCAUUUGACGUUGUUUCCACGAACCACUGGGCCGAAGGUGGUAAGGGUGCCAUCAACUUGGCAAAAUCUGUCAUUGAAGCCUCCAAACAACCUUCAGACUUCAAGUUCCUCUACGAUGUCAACGACACAGUGGAAGAGAAACUUUCAACUAUCGUUACAAAGAUGUACGGUGGUGCCAAGAUUGAGAUCUCCGAAGAAGCUCAAAAGAAAAUUGACAUGUACCGUGAACAAGGGUUUGGUAACCUACCAAUAUGUAUUGCCAAGACUCAGUACUCAUUGUCCCACGAUGCAAAGUUAAAAAACGUUCCAACUGGGUUUACUUUCCCAAUUAGAGACGUUAGAGCAUCCAUCGGUGCCGGAUACUUGUAUGCACUAGCAGCUGAAAUUCAAACGAUUCCGGGUCUAUCAACCCACGCCGGUUACAUGAACGUCGAAAUCGACGAAGACGGUGAAAUUGAAGGUCUAUUCUAG
Molecule: messenger RNA, 2922 nt
Organism: Kluyveromyces marxianus DMKU3-1042
Lineage: Eukaryota; Fungi; Ascomycota; Saccharomycetes; Saccharomycetales; Saccharomycetaceae
Gene: MIS1
Product: trifunctional formate-tetrahydrofolate ligase/methenyltetrahydrofolate cyclohydrolase/methylenetetrahydrofolate dehydrogenase MIS1
Exons: 1
Coding region: 1-2922 (973 amino acids)
Biological process (GO): tetrahydrofolate interconversion
Cellular component (GO): cytosol; mitochondrion
Molecular function (GO): methylenetetrahydrofolate dehydrogenase (NADP+) activity; methenyltetrahydrofolate cyclohydrolase activity; formate-tetrahydrofolate ligase activity
Source: RefSeq, a predicted model, not a curated record